Molecule: messenger RNA, 896 nt
Organism: Suricata suricatta (meerkat)
Lineage: Eukaryota; Metazoa; Chordata; Mammalia; Carnivora; Herpestidae
Gene: PGPEP1L
Product: pyroglutamyl-peptidase I like
Biological process (GO): proteolysis
Cellular component (GO): cytosol
Molecular function (GO): pyroglutamyl-peptidase activity
Source: RefSeq, a predicted model, not a curated record
AUGUGGCAGGCCUCCUCGAGUUUUGGGCCCUUCCGGCAGCACCUGGUGAAUUCCAGCUGGGAAGCAGUGAAGGAGCUGUCCAAGCUCGGCCUGAGCGGCGACCCGGACGUGGAGCUGCACGUCCUCCAGCUGCCUGUAGAUUACAGGGAGGUGAAGCAGAGAGUCACCAGAAUCUGGGAAGACCUUCAACCGCAACUCGCUGUGCAUGUAGGGCUGGACGCCUCCGCGAAGGCCAUCAUUCUAGAACAGUGUGCCAAGAACCGAGGUUACUGGGAGGCCGACAUCCGGGGCUUCCGGCCUACGCGCGGCGAGUGCCUUCCGGAUGGCCCGGAAGUGAUCGUUUCCGGGGUCAACAUGAGGGCGCUCCGCAAGUGUGUGGCGGUGGAGGGCGUGCAGGUGCUCUAUUCCCGGGAUGCGGGCAGAUACGUCUGUGAUUACACCUACUACCUGUCUUUGCAUCGUGGAAAUGGGCGCGCGGCCCUCAUCCACGUGCCGCCAUUGUCCUACUGGCUCCCAGCCCCGGUGCUGGGCCAAGCCCUGCGCGUCCUCGUCCAGGACAUGCUGGAGGAGGUGCGAGAGCCGGCCCGAAGCCUGGAUCGCAGGCACUCAACCUCGGUGAUUCCAGCCCAGGGGAACCGAUUGGGGGACCGCUCCUUUAGAGAAAAUUAAAUGUUUCGAUCCCAUGUGCAGAGUUCAACUGUGCUUUGAGAGACUUAAAAAAUGGCUUGUAAAACAGUUUACACAGAGGGAAAAAAGCUCUAAAUUACCCCAACGAAAUCACAAAGGGUUAUUUUAUUGUCAGAAGAAAGAAGAAUGCUCUGAAAGGCAGACAUUUCACAGGGGAUUAACUGGCUUCAGUUAUGGUUUUCAUGACAAUAAAAUGAAAUCCUAGUAAA